Molecule: messenger RNA, 1278 nt
Organism: Aspergillus sclerotioniger CBS 115572
Lineage: Eukaryota; Fungi; Ascomycota; Eurotiomycetes; Eurotiales; Aspergillaceae
Product: DUF5315 domain-containing protein
Exons: 1
Coding region: 163-942 (259 amino acids)
Source: RefSeq, a predicted model, not a curated record
CCGCUGAUAACGAUAAGCAUCGGCAUGCUUCCAUGCGGUCAUGUGUUUGUGUUUAUACUUGACUUACUUGCUUGACUACAUUCCAUCUUCAACAUUGCAUAUUCACCACUCAUCUAAUGUUUAAUUCUACAGUUUGACAAGGAGCAAAAAGAGAAGACAAAAAUGGACCCCCCUCUCAGAAUGGAUCCCAAAAUGGAUCCCAAAAUGGACACCAGGAAGAUCAGCGCCCAGCGUCUUCCCCCGCCUGUCCUCUUCCAAGGCCCACCAUCACACAACGCCUCCAAUCUCUCCCUACCACCCCCGGUAUCCGCUGUCCCAACGGCAGGAACAAGUCCGCGCCCGCCUCUACAGCGGAAUCGCUCCUCUCGGGGCCUAGAUGCCCCGGGGUCCCUGUCGCCGUUCCUCAGCCGAAAACAGUCCAAGGGGGAGGUGGACGGCUCCGAGGCAAUAUGGCAGGAGAUGCAGAGUGCAUUGUCGGAGGUGGAAUUGAGUGCCGCAACCGGUGAACAUGUCUUUGGAGAAAGGCACUCCGAGGCGUUGGAGGACCUCCGCACGAAACAGCUGAAGCUCGCGCAGGCGUGGGCGCGCAGUGAGGCGGGCGAUGAGGUUGUGGAGGCAAAGGGGGCCCCUGUCGCAAAGAGUAAUGCCUCUUUGCGGCCGGCGUCGCGCAGUACGGCUGGUGCGGGGGAAUCGGGUAAUGCGGAGGAUGGGGCCUCUAGAAACCUGGAUGAAGAGACAGAGAAGGAUAUCCUUCUUGCGCGGGAGAGACGUGAGGCGAAUGAUCGGUACUUUGAUCGAGUUAAUAAUGGUGUGCUGGAUGUUGUGGCAAAGCUGGAGGAAGUUGCUCAGGCUAUGCGCGCGGUUGAGAGGGAGAGCAAAGAUAUUUGGAGCGACACCGAUAGCAUGAGUACAACGACGCAGACCACGACUGAUACUGGGUGAGACUUGGCUUGCCCAAGGCAGCGUUCAUAUGAUUGGAACCGUGUGCCGCUCUAUAGAGCGAGGUAACUGGUCUGCAUGUUGGCGGAUGGAACCCUUCUGGGAGGGCGUAUACAUCUUGGCAAUGCAGUAUACAGCCGACUGCCAACUAGCAGGGUCAAGGCAACCCCGUCGAGUCUGAGAUCUUGUACAUCAUUGUUCGCCUUGAAGCACGCCCACCUGACUACAUCAGUAGUACCGCUAUCGAGCGCCCCAGAACAUACAUACCCGUCAAGCCCAACAAACAAACAGCAAAAAGAAAAGUAUAGCAUUAUCGCUAUUCAAAUAACAAAACAAGGG